UCUAAGUGUGGCCUGGAGCCACGGAUCUGGGUGUGGCCUGGAGCCCCGGAUCUGGUGUGGUAGGAUCUGUGCUUCGAUUUCCAUCCUUGGCCCAGAUUUUCGCCGGGAUUCCGGUAGCACGGGGCUCUGCCAUUUGCUAUAAAUGCAACCUACACCCAUGAAAACAAAUACAAUAAUGAAUCUUGCCAACCUCCAAUUCGUCUAUGAUGCGGCCUGAGCUAGUGCAAAAUCCAGUCCCCGAUCUUUUGAUUUGUAACUGAAUUGAUGGUGUGCUGGCGAUUGGUUACAACCAUCUUCUUUCUUCAUACAGAGCCCGUACAGGAAGUCGCUCGAACAUACUCUCGGGUCUUCAAUUGCCUAGCAUUCCUGAGGAGCGAUGCAACCACCAAAAAGCUUGCAUGGCUUGCAAAGCGAAAGCAUACGAAUAGCAUCCUAUGGAUGCUUGCUGAACCCACUUUACCCUCGAAGCGCUGGUCGUUUAUCCAGAUCCUCGCCAUAGGCGCUACGGAGGCAGUCGUCGCUAUCAAAACGAGAGCGUCAGAGUAUAUAGAGCUGAGACGUGCUUUGCCGUUGUGCCUGCAGGAUAUACAGAAAGAAGCCGAAGAUAAAGGAGAGAUUCCCAGACUGACUUCCACAGAGGACAUUACAUCAUGUGGAUGUAGAGUUAGUUCCUUCCAAGAAGGAAUAAUCAAGGGCGACGGCGGCGGCUGGAAGGUAGCAAAUCGCGAAGAGCUGCCCGCCUCUUUUAUCGCUGUCAAAGCGUCCGCGAAUCAGAUGCUGUGGCUUUCGCAGUACCCAAGCUUCUCCCCGGUCCUGCGCGCUCUUCAAGAACGCUUCGGUCCCGCCGAGAUUGAGAUUCCGCACGUUCUUGCACUAGAUGCCGCAGUGAACAUAGGAACCUUUAGGCAGACGUUGUACGGUUGGUUAAAGGGGGUUGAUAUAUUUAUCUAUGAAUUCGAACAUAUGCUUGUCGAGGGGGUUGAAACUCGAUAUCCAUGUCAACAGAGCAUGCAAACAUAACGGAAGAAUAUUUAUAAUAUGAUAUGACUUGGCGUUCGUACUACUUGAUUUAUCGGGAACGAACCAUCCAUCCCACUUCAUCGCAACCCGACCUACCUACCACUCCCCCCCCUGAGCUCUCUAGGCUCUGUCCCAGUACCCUCUUUGUCGUUCCCCUCACUUGCGCCCCCAGCGCCUCAGAAUCCUACCACGGGCCUUGGUUCCAGUACGUCGACGCCAGAUUGUUUAUCUAGCCAGUAUAUCAGCAUGCUCCUCUCCCACACCCUGUUGAACAUCUCCACCUGCAGCGAAGCGAGGUCCACUAGCGAGCUGUUUGAGUUCGUGAGG
Messenger RNA from Canariomyces notabilis, 1347 nucleotides. RefSeq lists its product as uncharacterized. The transcript is spliced from 2 exons. Bases 265 to 1020 code for a protein of 251 amino acids. Lineage: Eukaryota; Fungi; Ascomycota; Sordariomycetes; Sordariales; Chaetomiaceae. The record is from RefSeq and is a predicted model, not a curated record.